This is a messenger RNA of Colletotrichum phormii, 1098 nucleotides long. RefSeq lists its product as uncharacterized. The transcript is spliced from 2 exons. The coding region runs from base 150 to 836 and encodes 228 amino acids. The record is from RefSeq and is a predicted model, not a curated record. NCBI's taxonomy places the organism in Eukaryota, Fungi, Ascomycota, Sordariomycetes, Glomerellales, Glomerellaceae.
ACGAGUCGAGCUCAGGCAUCAAUUAUCCGCUUCUUAUGCAAAAGAAGCGAAAUGUCAUGAGUUGGUCUGAAUUUAAAAUACCAUCGGUAUCAUCUAGUGCAUCUCAUCUUCAAUACACCUAAGUUCAGUUCAGCCACAAGCCUUCCGCGAUGAUUGUCACCGAGCUUGGUGCCAUGGGCGUCAAGCCCGGCCUCAAUAUUAUGGAUGAGUCCACACCGGAAGGCCAGAUUUUCAUGGGCGUCUACCGUAAGAUCAUCGCAGCCCCUGGAGCUCCUCACCGAUUGUAUCUGGGUCUCGAACUCGAAGACCCAACCAUGGUCUGGGGCUUCUUCGACUGGGACUCAAUUGAGGACCACGAGAAGUUUGCCAAAGAAUAUGGCGUGGAACUGUGCAAAGACUUGCCCAAAGUCUUGACAUACGGCGAAUUCUGCAAGCACAUUACCGCUACGCCAACCUUUCCAGAUGCGCUGAAGUCUGUCGCGACUGAUGUCUUCGUCAUUUACUAUGCUUCCAACAUUACCCCUGAGGCGAAAGAUGCAGCGACUGCACGACUUCAAGAGAUCCUCAAGGAAGGCUUCGAGCAAGUCCAUGAAGCGACUGUCACGAGCUAUGGCUGGGGAGUUCAAGACGAUUUUCCUGUGAAAGGGGGAGACCCCAAUCAGACUGGCUCUAUCUUGACAGCGUUUGUCGGCUGGUCCAAUCUCGAGGCAAACAAAACCUUUCAUCAAUCACAGACCUAUAAGGAGAUUGAAAGUCAGCUUGGAACCAUUGAAGGAUCGACUAAAUUGAGAUCGUUCCGUCUCAGCUGCAUUGUACUUGAGAAGGAGACACGGUAGAUCAAGCAAACAGAUGGAAAGGCAACAAACGAUUGAUGAAGGAGGCUGCUGCAACGGAGGUUUACAGUCGCUACUGGUCUGCACAUUGUUUUUGUUUCUUUACGUAUAGUCACACGUUCCUUCACAUACUACCUAAAGUAUCUUCAACACAUCAGACAUGGCUUGAAGUAAUCGUUGAUUCGUUGGUGUGAUUCAUCUUUGACUAUGUGCUGCAUAAGUAGAUAUGUAAGGCAAUCUAAAAUCCAUGCUAUCCCAUUUGCUG